Cylicocyclus nassatus is the source of this 2787-nucleotide messenger RNA. Lineage: Eukaryota; Metazoa; Nematoda; Chromadorea; Rhabditida; Strongylidae. The record is from the annotation of a GenBank genome assembly.
AUGAAGUUACAAUAUCAAAACUACCAUGGGAAACAGGAUGUAUCUUCAUUUUCUGCCUGUUCAUCAGAAAGCGGUGAUCCUUCCAAUUUUCACCUUGCAAUGCCUGGGACGGCCGAGAUUGAACCACGAAAACGUAAUGUUUGCCAGGCAACUGGCAAAAUCAGUGCGAAGCCAGCACAAAAAGCAAGAGGAACAAUUGCCGCUACAUGGCAUUUGCUCACGUUCCGACUCUUCUUCUAUCUUCUUGGAAGGACUGUUGGAGAGUACCCUCGAUGUUGUUUACUAAUUUCGUUGAUGCUGUCCUUAACCACAAUAGGAAUGAGAAGCAUGGUGCUUCGUGACAGUAUACAGGAAGGAUAUACACCAUUGAAUGCACAAUCUUUUUAUGAAUCCAAAGUUAUGCGCGAAUUUUCCAAGUCUACUGCUGACCCAAUGAAAUUAGCUUUUAUGAUGCUAGCAAAGGAUGGCGGUUCAAUGCAUAGGAAAGCCUAUCUGGACGAAGCUGAAAGAAUUGUGAAAGCUAUAUACCAUGUGACAGUCAAACAUGGCGGCCACCAUUUGAUUUACGCCAAUAUAUGCGAGCCUCUUUGUUACGGAGAUGAAGUCUUUAAAAAUUUCAAGAAGUUUUUCGACAUUCAGUAUGAUAUGGCUAUAAAGAAGAAAUGUUACUCUUCGCUUUACAAUUUAACAUAUCCUCGUGCAACACUUUUCACACUAUUCGAUACUUUUACCCUUCCCAUAGACCAAUGUCUUUUCGGGGUAAGGCUUGUACAUGAAAACAGAGACAAUUCAAAUAACAGCAAAAGGAUGAAGAGAUUCCUGCCCUUGGACUGGUUUGAUACCUAUGACAUUGAUGGAGCUGUACCGAUUGAACAUCAGAUUACAAAUAUGGAACAUGUUACCGUGAUAGCACUAUUUUUAUAUGGAACCAAAAACACAAGAGCUGUGGAGGAAAAGUUAUCUUUAUGGGAGCUCGGGAUAUACGAAUGGAGUAAAAGCUAUAACGCGAAGAAACUCAGCCACAACCUUUAUAACUUUUUGGUUGAAUUGCUGGUGUAUGGCAACAAUAUUCUGGAUAUGGAGGUCAAUGCAGACAACAGAAAAGUAGCUCCAUAUUUCGGCGGAGGAUUUGCCGUCAUGCUUGCUAUCAUAAUUUUUUGCGUGUUUUCGGGAGCUUAUUAUAACAACGCGCUAGAUUUUGGCAAAAUAUUAAUUGGAAUUGGUGCUAUACUCUGCCCUCUAUUGGCUAUUACAUGCACUUUUGGUAUAUUAUCGUUGUUGGACUCCCGCAUCAAUUCACUGCUCUUCGUUAUGCCAUUUUUGAUAAUGGGAGUAGGGGUUGACUCUUCAUUUAUAAUGUACUAUUCUUGGCAAAAGUUGGCGCAUCAAGGAUGUUUGAGCUCCGAAAGACUAGGAAUGGUUUACGAAGAAUGUGGAAUAAGCAUUACUAUAUCUUCUUCAACAAAUGUGCUUGCUUUUGCAGUAGGCUACCUAACUCCAACUCCAGAAGUUCAGUUAUUCUGUCUGGGUUCAGCUGUUUCUAUGGCUCUUACAUACGUAUUUCAAAUAUUUCUAUUUGGAGCAAUUCUUUCAAUAGCUACAAGACUGGAGAAAAAGGGAAAAAUGGAACAAUUUGAAAAACCCAAACGAUGGAGAGUCAGGAUAGACAAGUUUAGCGGAAUACUCUUUCGCAUGCACUGCAUGAUUGUGAGUAAAGAAUAUAUUGCCGUGUUUGUUCUCUUAGCGACAUUAUACUACUACUAUUAUUCUACGCGUGGAAUCCUUUCAAUGAAAGUGAGCUUGGAUUCCGUGAAGAUUUUGCCAAAGGAUUCGCUUCUUCGCAAACCUAACUCUGUUCUCACAAACUAUGUUUGGAAGGAGAAUCUCGUUCUGACUGUUUUUGUUAACACUCGCUUCUACUUCAUGAAUAAUGAAACGACGACUCAAUUCUGGGAUGCCCUGAAGGAGCUAGAGGAGCUGCCAGGGUGCAAAGGUCCAAAUUCGUCGUACGUUUGGUUUAGAAACUUUGCACACAAAUAUGGAAAGUCGGAAAGUGACUAUCCUUAUGAUCAAGUACUGGAUCCAAAUAAACUACGAAAUUUUUUUGAAUCCGAUAAUUACCAUUUUAUCCAUAGCGUUAAGCUAGUCAGGACACGUAAAGAAAACAUCUCUACCGUCGGCGAGCUUACUGUAAGACGAUUUUUCAUGACUAUAGCGUACACUAAUGUAUCGAAUUGGAAUAUACGUAUCAAAUUAAUGACUCAAUGGCGAGAAAUAGUUGCGAAGUACCCAAAGCUCAACAUGACCGUGUACGAAGACGGUGGAAUGUUUGUCGAUCAGAUGCUAAGUUUAUCAAACACUACAUUUAAGACCACUUUACUCACUCUCUUCUCUAUGACUCUCGUUUGCGUCAUUUUUAUAACGAGACCAUGUAGUGUUCUUACUUCAAGUUUAGCAAUAGCAUCCAUCAACAUAGGUGUCGUUGGCAUUAUGUCAAAACUCUCAUUCGAACUUGAUCCCGUAGUGAUGAUUGCUUUGUUGAUGACGAUCGGAAUGAGCGUAGACUACAUCGCCCAUGUUGCCUAUCAUUUUCAGCGCGAGACGAGAGAUCAACUCUGGAAAGGGAUAUCAGUUACGGUGCCAUUGAAAAGCAUGGCGGCAAAAGUUGAAAAUACGAUACUUACUGUGGCAUGGCCCAUGGUGCAGGCAGCAAUCUCGACCAUUUGCUGUGUUUUUCCAUUAACAUUCAUUUCGGUGCGUCUGGCUCCACGUAUGCUAAUCGACUAA